Messenger RNA from Gavialis gangeticus (Gharial), 3733 nucleotides. RefSeq names its product claudin 12 (gene CLDN12). Gene Ontology annotation, cellular component: plasma membrane. The record is from RefSeq and is a predicted model, not a curated record. Bases 6 to 743 code for a protein of 245 amino acids. Lineage: Eukaryota; Metazoa; Chordata; Crocodylia; Gavialidae. The transcript has a single exon.
GUGUCAUGGGAUGCCGGGAUGUCCAUGCAGCCACAGUGCUGGCCUUCCUCAGUGGAACAGCUUCCGUAGCAGGACUCCUUGCUGCAGUUUUACUCCCAAACUGGAGACAAAUGAGACUGUACACAUUCAACAAGAAUGAGAAGAAUGUGACUGUGUACACUGGACUCUGGAUCAAGUGUGCACGCUUUGAUGGGAGCAGGGACUGUGUGAUAUAUGACCCACAGUGGUACACAGCAGUUGAUCAGCUAGAUUUGCGGGUGCUACAGUUUGCCCUGCCGCUUAGCAUGUUCACUGCAGUUUCAGCUCUCUUUCUGUGUUUGGUUGGCAUGUGUAACACAGCCUUUGUAACCAGUGUGCCAAACAUCAAACUGGCUAAAUGCCUUGUCAAUAGUGCAGGCUGCCACCUUGUGGCUGGUCUCUUGUUCCUGCUUGCCUGUGCCAUGUGCCUCACACCAUCCAUUUGGGUCAUUUUUUAUAACAACUACCUGAACAAAAUAUAUGAGCCAGUUUUCACUUUUGAUAUCUCGGUGUUUAUUGCCAUUGCCAGUGCAGGCGGCCUGUUUUUCACUUCAGUUCUGUUAUUCCUGUGGUACUGCGCAUGCAAAAGCUUACCUUCCCCUUUCUGGCAGCCCCUCUAUUCCCAUACACCCAGCAUGCACAGCUAUGCCUCUCAACCCUACUCAGCGCGAUCUCGGCUGUCUGCCAUUGAGAUUGACAUUCCCGUUGUGACCCACACUUCUUAAAUGAAAGAUUGUUUUGCAAGUCAGACAUUCAUGCUCCCUCAGACCUUGGGAGUUGCAGACUUGAUUCUUCACUGUCUUGCACUGUGUUUUUAGAUGCUUAUACCUGGACAAAGCAGGGAUAACAUGCUACUAUUCAAGAAUCAAGGCAGUAGAGAAUCAGGUGUAUGAUAUUAAAAGCCUGUUUACUUUUUACCAUUUCUGACCCGUCCCUUCCCUAAAUUUACUACUGACAAAACUGACUGCUGCUAGUGCUAUACCAACUUGUUAUUUACCCUGUCUUCUUUUAUAUAGACCUCCUUGCAUAUCUAAUUUUCCUCCUCCCAGUUCAAACCAAAGGGCUUUCUGGACCUCUUUGCUGAUACAAUCUACCACAAGGCCCUGAUUCCGUAACAAGGACCAUGCUGACUACACCCUUGCACCCAUGCACUGCCCAUCAGAAGACAGGGGUCCAGCUUGGCACUUCUCAUUGCAGGCUCAGGGAAUAAAAUUACACAAUUUUAAACAACAUGAUCUGCUACUUGGAGCAGAAAGGUGGUUACGAAAAGGGCCAUAAAGUCUCACGUGUACACGUGUUCUGGGAUGUGAUCUCCAAAAACAGCAUUUGACAAACUUAUUCAAUUUAGUGGCAGUGUUUGGGGUUUUUUUUCCAUUAGGUGUAUACAAAAACGACCUGCUUAUGAACCUAAACUGGAAUUUGUGUCAAAUUACCCUUUAAUUUCAAAGGAGAACUUGAUUUUAAAAAAUCAGUUCAACUAAGAGUUGCAUGUCCUUUGACCCUACUCUUUAGGCAUAAGAGGCAGUGAUUUUUUUUUCCUUGCUCCUUUUCAGGGAAUUCUCAUUCUGCAUGGAUUUUGGUAAAUUGUUAGCCUUGUAAGGUCUUUCUUGUUUAUGAUAUAAUUUAAACACCACUUGUAAGUAAGCAUACUGUUUAGAAACUUGAAUAUUGUAUUUUAAAGCCAUCAUUAAGCAGAACAAGCCUAAAAUGAGAACUGUUUUAAAGCAUCAUUCUAUCCUGGGAAAGUAUGUCAUCCAGAUUCCAAAGUGCAGUGCGUAAAACACAAACAUAUUUGUGGACUGUUCAAUACUGUUUUGUUGUACUGCACUGUACAUAUGCUAUCACCAAGCAUCUUUGAGAAAUGGGCUAUAACCCUGGGGAGAUAUUCAUCAUGUUAGAUGUCUUAUGUAUAUAUUAAUGGAAAUGAAAUUAUGUACUUGCAAAAGUGAUGUUAAUGGAGAGCUUUAAGCAGUGGUGGUUGGGUUUUUCAGGCUGUCGCUUAUUGUUUUACAUAUAAAGCCUUCACCUCUUUAGCCUUACUCCUCAGCUCUUCCCUGUUCAACUAUUUUUGAAUGAGCAUUGUUUUCUAGGCUGCCUUUUUCUUGCCAACUCACAUUUGAAGACGUGCAGUCAUCAGAAAGCUUCCAUCUUCCCUACAGUAAGAUCCCCAAUCACUUACGAGCAUCAUACACAGCCCGAUAGGCCAUGAUUUUCAAAGGCAACCAGUAAUUAUUGGUUCCCAACUUAAGAAGCCUUAGAGGGAUUUGAUUUUUCUUAAAGAGCUGAACUUUUCCCAGUCCCUAAACAAGAGUUUCUCAAAAUUGGACAUCCCCAUUCAGUUUUAAAAAUCUUGACCCUACACUACAGAAUAAUAUUGUCUGUGCAAACAUUUUUGAUGGAUUCAGAUUAUGUUUAAGAUGCGGUUCCAGUUUGAAAAGUGGCAGUGUGUUAGUGGCACCAAAACGUUCAGUGAGUGCUUGUUUCAUCAUGUCCUUAGUAAGUUUGCUCUGUUGACAAUUUAAAAGAAAAAGAGGCUCCUUAUUUUUUGUCCCACAAAUUCUUUCUGGGAUCUGGGAGCCACACUGGGAUCUUUCCUUCUCCACGUGGUAGUUAUAGACUGUGCAAGACAAGCUGUGCCCUUGUGUGAAUUUUAAUUCUGAUGAUAGUACAUGGAGGUGACACUGCCUUAAUUCUUUGACUUAAGGCUAGGUUUGCAGGGCAGAGAAUUAGAAAAUAGAUUGUUUGUGCCCUUAACUGCAACGCACUAGAUGGCAUCAUAAUACACGCACACAAAAACAUGGGACCACUCCUAUACGAUCAUUUUUUCAAGGAGGAGCAAUGUUUGAUGUCAUAUUCAUUAUUCUGCUACAGACAGUGUUGCCAUUUGCUUCAGCUGUGUAUGCUGCUAUCGGCUUGGUUUGGGCAUUAAAGCAAAGGAGAUGCUGACCACGGGCCCCUUUCCCCCCCUCUUCUUCCUGCAUUUUGUAUGCCUUACUCUGAGUUCUCCAGUAGAUAUUCCACAGCCCUGGCCAGUGUCUCUUCUGUUUUUUGGAGCCUGAACUUGCAAUAUGUGAAGCAUUUUGGAGAGAUGCUGAAUGUCUUCAACUUUCAUUAACUUUAAAAGGUGUUGCACGUGCUCUGGAAGUAGUCAUCACCUUCCAAGUGAGAGAUGUCAAGGGAAAAGAAGAAAAUUGUAUGGAAGAUUGUCAGUUGAAAGGAAAUGCAUCUGGUGAUUUGAUCUAUAUAUUUAUAUUUUUACGUUGGAACUUUUCUGUUUUUGCCAACUGUUUUGCAUUGUGCACUAAAUUUCUUACUAGUAUUAGUUGCUGCUAAGCUGAUACAAUGUAGCUCUGAAAAUUGUACAUUUCAAAAAAUCUGAGAUGGGCCUAGCCAUGGAACUCAUGGAUCCCAGUGUUUCAUGGACUGAGAUUAGGGUUUUAGUCAAGGCUAUCUAUUAAAAAUAUUAUGUUGCUUGUUUAGUUGUUAAAAGCACGGCACAGUUCUCUAAUAAAAGAUGUUAACGUGAGCUAAAGAUUUUGUCUUAAGUAAGAAUGACUCGAGUGCUGUGCUGUAUUUCUCUUUGUUUAUGAAAAUCUGUAUUUUUCCAGAUAGAAUUCCAUUCUGAGUUUCAGAAAUGUUUAACUGGAAUGUGGAUUCUUUUUAUGUAAAGCAGAAAAUAUGUAUUUUUAAUAAAGUGUUAUACAGAUAUGGCUUA